Molecule: messenger RNA, 1682 nt
Organism: Arachis stenosperma
Lineage: Eukaryota; Viridiplantae; Streptophyta; Magnoliopsida; Fabales; Fabaceae
Product: amino acid transporter AVT1I-like
Exons: 5
Coding region: 304-1515 (403 amino acids)
Cellular component (GO): plasma membrane
Source: RefSeq, a predicted model, not a curated record
GCCUUUGUCUCUCUCUUUCUCUCUUUCUCCGUUCUCUUUAAUUUGUUCUUAACAUUCUUGCUUGAACAUCAAGCUUUCUUUCUUGGAUGUUAAUACAAUUUUCAUCAUGAUCCUGAUCACCACCCAUCAACACUUGAACAAUGUUAUGUAUGUCAUGACUCACGUGCUCAUUUGACUAUAAAGUGAUGGAUCAUGACAUGUGAGUGGACUUGAGUGUGGAGCCAUUGCUGGCCUCCUAAAGAGGAACGUGCAUGGUGAUUCAUUUUUGACAACAACUCCAAUCAGAAGACUAUUACUAUUAUCAUGGAGAGCCAAAAUUCAGGAGAAUCCCUUAGAGGAGGAACAUCCUUCUUCAAAACAUGUUUCAAUGGACUUAAUGCCUUGUCAGGUGUUGGGAUACUCUCAAUGCCAUAUGCAGUGGCUCAAGGAGGGUGGAUGAGUUUAAUUUUGCUCCUCAUUGUUGCUACUGUGUGUUGGUACACAGGAUUGCUUCUUCAAAGGUGCAUGGACGCACAUCCAUUAAUCAAAUCCUACCCUGACAUAGGCGAGGUUGCUUUCGGUUACAAAGGAAGAACCAUGGUAGCCAUCUUCAUGUACUUAGAGCUCUAUUUAGUUGCGGUAGAGUUUCUCAUACUAGAAGGUGACAAUCUUGAAAAGUUGUUUCCAAACAUGGAUUUCAAGAUUGGUAGCCUUAGAAUUGGAGGCAAAGCCGGUUUUGUGUUGCUAACUGCGCUGGCAAUACUACCCACAACAUGGUUGAAAAGUUUGGGAGUUCUGGCCUACAUUUCUAUUGGUGGGGUUGUGGCUUCUCUUAUUUUGAUUGCUUGUGUUGUGUGUGUUGGUGAAGUUGAUGGAGUUGGAUUUCAUAAAAAAGGAGACAUGAUUCAUUGGAAAAGGUUGCCUUCUUCUGUGAGUCUCUUUGCGUUCUGUUAUUGUGGACAUGCAGUCUUUCCUACAUUGCGUAAUUCCAUGAAAGAUAGAACUCAAUUUUACAAGGUUUUGAUAAUAUGCUUCAUCACAAGCACUAUAACCUAUGGGUCCAUGGCUACCAUAGGGUACAAGAUGUUUGGAGAACAUGUGAAUUCGCAGGUGACCUUAAAUCUUCCAACAAAGAAAAUAAGCACCAAGAUAGCAAUUUACACAACAUUAAUCAACCCUUUCACUAAGUAUGCUGUUAUAAUCACCCCAAUAGCCAAUGCUGUUGAAGAAACAUUAUUUUUGUACAAGGGUAGACCUAUUGCCAUCCUCAUCAGAACCACUAUUGUGCUAAGCACUUUGCUUGUGGCAUUAUUUGUUCCCUUUUUCGGCUAUGUUAUGGCAUUUAUCGGCGCAUUUUUGAGUGUCACGUGUUCAUGGAUUCUGCCAUGCUUGUGCUACUUAAAGAUGAACAAAGCAGCUCAAAAGUUUGGAAUAGAAUUGGUUAUCAUUAUAGGAAUUUUGUUUACAGGGUCAAUUAUUGCUCUACUUGGCACUUAUAUCUCUGUAACUCAGAUAGUAAGUCAUAUCAAAUUAUGAACAUGGAGCGUUCAAAGUUUUCUAAAUACUAGUUAAUUAAGCAAACCUAUUGGUUAUGUGCGUAGUAUCAAAUCAAAUUAGAUAGUGUUUGAAUGGAUGAAAUGUGUGUGACGUACUUAUAUUCCAAUGAAUAUUUUGCCAAAGCUAGCUCAAUAAUCUUCAGCAUC